Molecule: messenger RNA, 2191 nt
Organism: Pterocles gutturalis (yellow-throated sandgrouse)
Lineage: Eukaryota; Metazoa; Chordata; Aves; Pterocliformes; Pteroclidae
Gene: SNX25
Product: sorting nexin 25
Exons: 12
Cellular component (GO): intracellular membrane-bounded organelle; early endosome membrane
Molecular function (GO): phosphatidylinositol binding
Source: RefSeq, a predicted model, not a curated record
AUUCUUCAGUUUGAAGAAAUUUUGGCCAACUCUUCAUACCGAGAGCACUUCCGAAUCUACAUGGGAAGGAUGGACAAGAUGGCUUUGAUCGGUCUUUGGGAGUCUGUGGAGUAUCUGAGGAACGCUAACAAGGCUGAAAUACCUCAACUGGUGAGUGAAAUUUAUCAGAAUUUUUUUGUGGAAAGCAGAGAAAUACCCGUGGAAAAAUCCCUGUAUAAAGAAAUACAGCAAAGUCUCGUUGGAAAUAAAGGCAUUGAAGUAUUCUACAGAAUUCAGGCAGAUGUUUAUGAAACCCUAAAGGACAGAUACUACCCCUCAUUCAUUGUCAGUGACUUAUAUGAGAGAUCAGUCAAGAAGGAAGAAGAAAGAAGUUCUGCUCAGCUAAAUCCUGAGGACAAAGAUGAAGUGAGCCAAGGUUGUGAAGAAGCUACUGAAGAAUGCAGUACAGGAAUUAAUGAACAGGCCAGUUAUGCUGCAAAUAAACUUCGCCAGCUAAAUGACAAGCUUGCAUAUAAGAAACAAGCUCUAAAUUCCAUAUGUAAUUCACCAAAACCCGACAAAAAGAUUGUGUCUAAGCUGAAGGAUGAAAUUACUCUAAUGGAGAGAGAGCACAAUGACCUUCAGCUGCACAUUGCAAGAACGGACUGGUGGUGUGAGAAUCUUGGCAUGUGGAAAGCCUUCAUUGUCUCAGGCGAGGUUUUAGAAGAGAAUGGAGAACAAGUGCCCUGUUACUCUGUCAUGGUCAGUUUACAAGAAGUUGGUGGAGCUGAAACUAAGAACUGGACUGUUCCCAGGAAACUCAGUGAGUUUCAGAACCUACACCGGAAACUCAGUGAGUGUUUUCCAUCAUUAAAGAAAGUUCAGUUGCCUUCCCUCAGCAAGCUGCCCUUCAAAUCCGUAGACCAGAAAUUCAUGGAGAAAUCCAAGAACCAGCUUAAUAACUUUCUGCAGAAAUUGCUCUCUGAUGAAAGACUCUGCCAGAGUGAAGCACUUUAUGCCUUCUUGAGCCCUUCCCCAGAGCACCUCAAAGUUAUUGAUGUGCAAGGAAAGAAGUCCUCUUUUUCACUCUCCUCAUUUCUAGAACGACUUCCUGGUGAUUUGUUUUCUCAUCAGGAGGAAGAAACAGAAGAGGAUAGUGACUUGUCGGACUAUGGAGAGGAAGUGGAUGGGAAAAGGGACUCUCUUGCUGAACCAUGUUUCAUGCUGAUUGGAGAGAUUUUUGAGCUGCGAGGAAUGUUCAAGUGGGUCAGAAAAACAUUAAUUGCACUAGUACAAGUCACUUUUGGAAGAACUAUCAACAAGCAAAUCCGUGACACUGUACACUGGAUGUUUAGUGAACCAAUGCUUGUUUACUACAUUGGCGUGUUUCGAGAUGCGUUUUGGCCGAAUGGAAAGUUAGCACCGCCACCGAGAGUCAAGAGUGAAGAACAAAAGCAAGAGACAAAACAGAGAGCACAGCAAAAACUACUUGAAAACAUUCCAGAUACUCUGCAGAGUCUUGUUGGACAACAAAAUGCCCGGCAUGGUGUAGUGAAAGUGUUCAAUGCCUUGCAAGAAAGAAAGGCUAACAAGCAUCUACUCUAUGUUUUGCUGGAACUGCUGCUAACUGAACUGUGUCCUGAGCUAAGAGCUCAUUUAGAGCAGCUUAAUGCCACUUAGGUUUGAAUCUGCACAAUUGGACCACUAGAGAAAUGUCUAUGUCCAAUAAUAGACAUGAAACUUAUUUCCUCUUUUCCAUAGAGGGCUGAGGACUAUGAUUAUUUUUAGCAUUUUUCUUUCCUCUUGAGUUUUUUGUGAAGUAAACAGACUUGAAAAGAUCUGAUGCUGUAGUAGGGUAGGCAAAACAAUGCUGUAUAGUUGCCAAUUUUUAUUUAAAUUGUUCUAUUUGACUACUCUUUGGUUUCAAAUAUAGGUUGAAAAAUAAAUAUUCAUAUACGCUGAAAGAAGCCAGAAAAUAUUUUAAACGUUUAUGAAAAGAAAUUUUGCUUAUAGUGGUAAACUAAUGAAUGUUGUACAGUUCUAAUCUCCUGAUUGAGGAUUUGAGCAUUCCUUUUUUCUUGUGUAUUGAAAGAGCCUUGUGCAAUACUACAUGUAAAGGUGUUGUGAAAAUUUUAUCAAUUUUGUUUUUACCAAAGAUUUCCUGUAGUUUGAAGCAUUUGUAAGCAAUAAAUAACACAACUGGAUUGCAGCA